UUCGCUGCGACCCGAGCACCGUUCGUGCCGCGAAGCUCCUCGCCCCGGGGGAACGAACGACCGCGAAAGUCGUCGGCAGCUUCGCUUCUUCACCUUGUCCGAGAGCGCGGCGCGGACCGCGCGGCGAUUGGGAAAUCUGUGGCCGAGCAGGUGAAGAUGGACGUGCCGGCCUUCGCCCCCUUCCCGGCUCGUGUCGCGGGUCUCCCGCCCCUGCCUCGCAGCCUCAGCGCCCUGCUGCACUCGAGCCGCGAGAGCUGGCGGGACGCGGGUCGCCUCUACGCCGCACGCAGCCGACUGCACGCGGAGCUCCAGGCCACGGGGUCCGGCCACACCGACAUGGCCGGCUCCUCUUCAUCCUCCUACUCCUCGUCAUCCGCCGCCUCCUCCGCCUGCUACUCGGCGCGUGUCGCCCGACCGCACGGUCUGGGUGCUGCGUUGGCGCUCCUCCGUCGGGAGAUGGUGGGCCUGCGACAGAUGGACCUGUGGCUGCUCUGCCAGCUGUGGACCCUGCAGGAGGCCCUGCUGGACGUGAGGCCUUGCUCAGGCCUGGGGCCCCGGUCCCCUCCGCUUGCUGCCGUGGACAACGGCGGCGGCGGCAGCGGUGGAGGCCUCCGAGCUCAAGGGGAUGUGUUCAAUCCCUGGAUGGGGCCAAGUGGCGGAGAGGCAGAGGAGCGACAGAAAGGCACGAGCAGUGAGCCCCAGCAAGGGCGGUCGCUCUUCAUCAGCAUCUGAAGAGGUGACCCCCCCCCUUCACCUCUUCAUCUCUUCAACAGCAUCUGGCUAGGCUAUAUUAUUAUUAUCUGAAGCAAGGGCAGUCGCUCUUCAUCAACAUCUGAAGAGAUGACCCCCCCUCCACCUCUUCAUCAUCAUCUGAAGAGAUGACCCCCCCUCCACCUGUUUCACCAGCAUCUGAAGAGAUGACCCCCCCCCCCUCCACCUCUUCAUCAUCAUCUGAAGAGAUGACCUCCCAUACUCCAUGGGAGCCGUGACAAGUGUCGACCUUUGUAAGAGUUGACCUCAUGCGAGGCAGCGUUACACAAGUCGGCGUUACACGGGUCGACCUCACCGGAGUCAACCUCUUACAAUCCACCUCACGCUCGUCGACCUUACAUGCAGAGUACAGGUGCGUCGACCUCAGUCAACCUGACCAAGAGCCGGCGUUACUCGGAAUCAUCAGCAUCAUCAGCAUCAUCCGUCCUAGCGAUGGAUCACUCUCGUGGGAGUCCACCUGCCGAGUCAUCCAUCGUCAACCGCUUUGCGGGCCCCAUGAGAUGAUGGAGCUGCCCAGCUGUUUGGCCCACGGAUCGUAGACUGCUGACCACCCCGUGUGUUAAAUCUCUUCUGUGUGUGUGUGACGGAUCUGUGUGUGUGUGUGACGGAUCUGUGUGUUUGUGUGAUGGAUCUGUGUGUGUGUGUGUGACGGAUCUGUGUGUGUGUGACGGUUCUGUGUGUUUGUGACAGACCUGUGUGUGUGUGAUGGAUCUGUGUGUGUGUGACAUAUCACUGUGUGUGUGACGGAUCUUGUGUGUGUUUGUGAUGGAUCUGUGUGUGUGUGACGGAUCUGUGUGUGUGUUUGUGACGGAUCUGUGUGUGUGUGACGGCUCUGUGUGUGUGUGACGGCUCUGUGUUUUUGUGUGAUGGAUCUGUGUGUGUGUGUGAUGGAUAUGUGUGUGUGUGUGACGAAUAUGUGUGUUUGUGUGAUGGAUCUGUGUGUGUGUGUGACGGAUCUGUGUGUGUGACGGCUCUGUGUGUGUGUGACAGACAUGUGUGUGUGUGUGUGACGAAUCUG
Molecule: messenger RNA, 1789 nt
Organism: Lethenteron reissneri (Far Eastern brook lamprey)
Lineage: Eukaryota; Metazoa; Chordata; Hyperoartia; Petromyzontiformes; Petromyzontidae
Product: protein FAM89A-like
Source: RefSeq, a predicted model, not a curated record